AUGCCUGCUGCUUCCUCGCCGCCAUCAGCGACUGCGCCGGGUACUGCUCCGGCGGCGACAUCGCUUGCUCCUGGCUUCCGAUUCCAUCCGACUGACGAGGAACUCGUGAGCUAUUACUUGAAGCGGAAGGUUCAGAACAAACCCGUACGCUUCGAUGCGAUUGGGGAGGUCGAUAUCUACAAGCACGAGCCCUGGGAUUUAGCAGUGUUUUCGAGGUUGAAGACGAGGGACCAAGAAUGGUACUUCUUCAGCGCAUUAGACAAGAAGUAUGGGAACGGUGCUAGAAUGAACCGAGCAACUAACAAAGGUUACUGGAAGGCAACUGGCAAAGACAGAGAGAUCCGCCGUGACAUUCAGCUGCUCGGUAUGAAAAAGACGCUUGUGUUCCACAGCGGGCGUGCUCCAGAUGGGCUCCGGACCAACUGGGUCAUGCAUGAGUAUCGCCUUGUCGAGUAUGAGAGGGAGAAAAAUGGAAACUUGGCGCAAGAUGCGUAUGUGUUGUGCAGAGUGUUCCACAAGAAUAACAUUGGGCCACCAAGUGGGAACAGAUAUGCGCCUUUCAUGGAAGAGGAAUGGGCUGAUGACGGAGGUGUUGCUCUCAUUCCUGGAGUCGACGUGAGGGUUAGGGUCGAACCGCCAGUAGCCAACGGAAACAACCAGAUGGACCAGGACCAGGAACUCAAGUCAGCAACCAAGGAUCUCAUCAACAUCAACGAGCCACCGAGAGAGACAACUCCAAUGGAUAUCGACCCCAACCAACAGAAUCAUCGUGACCAUACCCUGAAGCCGCAUCAGAAUCACGACACUAACCAUUACGAUGAAGAGGAGGAAGCACUCAAACGUGAGCAGACUGAAGAAGACGAGCGUCCUCCUCCUGUAUGCGUUCUCAACAAAGAAGCUCCACUACCUCUCCUCCAGUACAAACGCAGACGCCAAAACGACUCCAACAACAACUCAAGCAGGACGACGCAGGAGCAUUCUUCGUCCACAACAACAACCGUCGACAAUACACCAACCAUAGUCUCAUCUUCUGCUGCUGCCGCCACCAACACAGCCAUCUCUGCGCUGCUUGAGUUCUCGCUCAUGGGCAUCUCUGACAAGAAAGAAAACCUGCAGACUCCUCACAAGGAAGCUUCUCCUCUUCCUCCAGUCGCGACUCCUGAAGAGAAGGUUAAUGAUCUCCAGAAGGAGAUUCACCACAUGUCUGUUGAGAGAGAGACUUUCAAGCUUGAGAUGAUGAGUGCAGAGGCUAUGAUCAGUAUUCUCCAGUCAAGGAUCGAUGCACUGCGUCAGGAGAAUGAUGAGCUUAAGAAGGACAAUGCCAAGAAGGGACAAGAAACGCUCUAA
Messenger RNA from Microthlaspi erraticum, 1347 nucleotides. Lineage: Eukaryota; Viridiplantae; Streptophyta; Magnoliopsida; Brassicales; Brassicaceae. The record is from the annotation of a GenBank genome assembly.